AUGCCCGUCAUGAACGGGGACCUCAGUCUCUCCCAGUCUCUGGGAGGUCUCCGGAUAGCCAACCCGGAUGACUCGUCUCUACAUUCGUCCGAGGAUACCGCGACUCCAACUCCGUCCGCUGCGACGGCGCAGCCUCCUGCCGCCGAGCCCAAGCGCGAGUCCAUCCUCUUCCAACAACCGUCGGGCAGCUCGACCUCCCUCCCCUAUCCGACGAUGCCGUCCUCCGGCGAAAGCAUGUACGACCUGUCGUCAAAACCCCUCGAGAACCGGAAUUCUGCCUUCCUGCCGUACUUAGAUAUCCAGCAACAGCCGACCUCCCAAUUCCCCCCUUACGCCUCCCAACAACCGCCACAGAUUCCCUCGUCGGGUUCGUCUCGACCUCUAUCGGGCCUUUUCGCGAACGGCUCGACCUCGACCCUGGCCGCCAGGGAGGGCUCCUAUCGAAUCCGCACCGACUCCGCCGCGUCGUCCGCCUCCGAAAGCCAGGCUCGGGCAGAAUCCCGGGGGGGCUCGGCCGCGUACCAGGCGGGCGUCCCCGUGCGUGAUAAUAGCCACAGCGACCGGUCGUAUCGGACAGCCCAGUUGCCCGCCGGCAAUGGGCCGAAGGUGAUGCGUCAGCCCUCCCGUGCCCACGCGCGCGGCGGUGGUACGGCCCAGCUGGCGGGCUCGCCCUACGGCAUGGAGAAUGGCCCCGGGCCCAGCAGCGAAGACUGGCAGGAUCGGGGGGCCGCCGUUUCGGUGAGACAGGAGCUAGACGCCAACGGGAAGCCCGUUGCGCGGUACAUCAAAAAGGGGGUGCGGGAUUUCUCGUUCGGGAAUACUCUCGGAGAAGGAUCCUAUAGUACCGUGGUGUUGGGCACGGACCGACAGACCCUCAAGGAAUAUGCAAUCAAGAUCCUGGACAAGCGGCACAUCAUCAAGGAGAAGAAGGUGAAAUACGUGAACAUUGAGAAGGACACCCUGAACCGACUGACCGAGCAUCCCGGAAUCGUUCGACUUUACUACACCUUUCAAGAUGAGCGCUCGCUGUACUUCGUGUUGGAUCUGUGCAAAGGGGGAGAACUGCUGGGUGUGCUCAAGCGCAUGUCGACCUUUGACGAGGAGUGCACGCGGUUUUAUGGUGCCCAGAUUCUCGACACCAUUGACUACAUGCAUAGGCGCGGCGUGAUCCAUCGAGACCUGAAACCGGAGAAUGUCCUUCUCGACAACCAGAUGCACGUCAAAAUCACCGACUUCGGAACGGCCAAGAUCCUCAAGAGCCCGCGGCGACCGGAGCAGAAUACGAGCGGAAUGCCGCCAUUAGACUCAGCCGAUAUGCCCGCCGAAGAACGCGCCAGCUCCUUCGUCGGCACCGCGGAAUACGUCAGCCCUGAACUGCUCACCGAUAAGAAUGCUUGCAAGGCAAGCGAUCUGUGGGCGUUUGGCUGUAUCAUCUACCAACUCCUGGCCGGCCGUCCUCCAUUCAAGGCCGGGAAUGAAUACCAAACGUUCCAACGAAUCGUCGCGCUCGAUUACGAGUUCCCCGUCGGCUUUCCCGCGGUGGCCCGGGAUCUGGUCGAGCGUCUGCUCGUCCUGGACCCAGCUCGUCGCUUGCCGAUCGAGCACAUCAAGAACCAUGAAUUCUUCCAGGGAAUGGCUUGGGGCCCGGAGCUGUGGAAACGAAAGGCGCCUCGGUUGAAGGCUUAUGUGCCGCCUCCGCGUGAGCCCAUUAAACUGAACGGAGGCAAAGAUGGGGAAAGCUUUCCCCCGGGUAUCACGUCGGCUCCGUCCGGUGCCCCGAACGCUGGCUCCAGGGUGGUCCCAAGACUCGUGACGGAGCUGCCCCCUCCUACCCAACUUGAUAUCGAAUGGUCUCCGGUGUUGACCAAGACCAACGAGCGAAUACUCAGGUUGGGGAACUUGAUGGUUCUGUCCUCACCGGCUGCUCACAGUCCCGUCUCCAAGAACGGAAGUGGUGAAUUCGAGCCCCCUAAGAAAUUUUCCCGGUUCUUUGGGGGGAGCACUACCAAGAAGCGACAGCGAUUGGUUAUGGUGACUUCGUCGGGUCGAAUCAUUAUGGCUGCAUCUGGUGGCGAUGAAAAGAAGGCCAAGAUGGAAAUUUCCCUGCUUGGUCCGGGGACACAGUAUCGCACCUCAACGGACGCCAAAGGGUUUUCAUGUUGGGUUGUGGAUACGCGAGACAAGCAUUUUGUCUUUGAAGACCCUAAGCCCUCGUCCAGCAAUGUUGGUGCCACCGCAUUGUUGGCACAGGAAUGGCUGGAUGCGCUAGACCGAGCGAAAGAGAUGGCGCUAUUCCAGCAGAACAAUGGAUCCUAUUCUGCCGACGAAGCAUUCCGUGAUCUGUCUUCCGAGCUGUCAAGCCAGGCCAAUACCCUAGAUCGGAGUUCGGAUAUGCACCACGAAAACCCGCCAUCAUCAUCCGGGCGAGCCACGCUCGUCAAACACCAGGCCACUGAUUCGGAAUCCGUGAAAGGGCGGAAAAGAUUCAGCCGCCGCCACUCAAGGAACGGAUUGGCUGCAGUUUUCUAA
Aspergillus steynii IBT 23096 is the source of this 2529-nucleotide messenger RNA. Its product is annotated as PDPK1 family serine/threonine-protein kinase. NCBI's taxonomy places the organism in Eukaryota, Fungi, Ascomycota, Eurotiomycetes, Eurotiales, Aspergillaceae. The transcript is spliced from 2 exons. The coding region runs from base 1 to 2529 and encodes 842 amino acids. Gene Ontology annotation, biological process: peptidyl-serine phosphorylation; intracellular signal transduction. Gene Ontology annotation, molecular function: ATP binding; protein serine/threonine kinase activity. The record is from RefSeq and is a predicted model, not a curated record.